CAGAAUUCUCCCAGGACAAAUUAUUUGCAAACUGAAGGAAAGGCCUGGGUUUAUGGUUUCAUUUGGAGCGAGAGGUGGAAACUCUCCGGAGGGACCAGCCGGACCAGGUAUCGGUGGAUGUCACUGCAGCAAAACAAGAGGCCACACCCCCAGAAUGACAUCUGUGGGGAAUGACUAACACCCAGAAAGAUGUUUAGAUGAGUUUACUAAAUAACGGAUAUGCUGAGAAGCUGGAGAAAGGUUCACAGACUUCUGCUGGUCAAAUGCACAGACUGUCGUCUUGCUUCAGGUUAACAUUUCAGACCACAUGACCAUUUGCCACCUUCAACUUGCCCAACUUAUCCAACCACGUUUUCUUUUUUUUUUGGUUUUUCUUGUUUUGUUUUGUUUUUCUCAGACUGUCCGCAGAUGCUAUUUGCCUGUUACCUUUGAGAGUAAUCGUAACCUAAAAGAGAGGUGUCAGCUGUGAGGCCCACGCCACAGGUGGUCUCCCUUUCUGGUCUUCACUGAGCCAUAUUCUUGGCAAUACCCACAGGCGUCUUGGUGAACGGACAUAGGUGCUCUAAGUCUUGGAACCGCCGCAGCUAAACCCUCCAGCACGUGCUCCCUCUCGGGACUUCUCCCCAUCUCUGUAGGAUGGACGAGGAAUCGCCAGAUGGGCUGCUCUUCAAAGACCAUGACUUCUCCUCUGACUUGUUGAGGCAGCUCAAUGGCUUGAGGCAAAGCAGGAUCCUGACUGACGUGAGCAUCUGCACGGGGGCCUGGGAGAUCCCCUGCCACCGCAGCGUGCUGGCCUCCAGCAGCCCCUACUUCCGGGCCAUGUUCUGCAGCAACUUCCGGGAGAGCAGCGAGCCCAAAGUCCAGCUGAAAGGCCUCGACUCCGCAACUCUGGAGCGGAUCAUCCUGUAUGUGUACACGGGCGAGGCACACAUCACAGUGGAAGGCGUCCUGCCCCUGAUGGAGGCCGCCUCCAUGCUGCAGUACCCCAGGCUGCUUGAGGCCUGCUCCUCCUUCCUCCAGAGCCAGCUGGCCCCCAGCAACUGCCUGGGCAUGAUCAGACUCUCUGAAAUCUUCAGCUGUGAGACCCUCAGGAAGAAAGCCAGGGAGGUGGCCCUGACGUACUUCCCAGAGGUGGCCGCAUCGGCUGAUUUGAAGGAGCUCUGGGCCUUGGAACUGAUAGACUACCUGGGAGAUGACGGGCUCUGUGCGGAGGAGGAGAAGGUGUUCGAGGCCCUCAUGGUUUGGAUCAAGCAUGACCUCCAGACCCGGAAGCAAUACAUGCAGGAACUGUUCAAGCAGGUCAGGCUGCAGUACGUCCACCCAGCCUUCUUUUACCACUUCAUCGCCAACGACGCCCUCCUGCAGUCCUCGCCCCCCUGCCAGACCAUCUUGGAGACAGCCAAGAGGCAGAUAUUUUCUCCGUACAGCACCACCAGUGCCCCGGGCCUCCAACCUCUGUGGCAUGUCCCCCCAAGAAACUCUUACCAAGACUUCCUCAUCCUCUUGGGUGGAAGGAAGGACAACCAGCAGACCACCAGGGACGUCCUGCUGUACGACGGACAGACCGGCCAAUGGCAGAGCCUUGCCAAACUCCCGGCCCGGCUGUAUAAGGCCUCGGCCGUCACCUUGCACCACAGCAUCUACCUGCUGGGAGGCAUGGCGGUGGACGCGGGGAACAGUGUGCCCAGUCCCAAGGUCUACAUCUUCUCCCUGAAAUUCAAUCAGUGGAGGUUGGGGCAGCCCAUGCUGGCAGCCCGCUACUCCCACAGAAGCACUGCCCACAAGAACUUCAUCUUCUCCAUCGGGGGGAUUGGAGACGGACAGGGGGUCAUGGGCUCCAUGGAGAGAUAUGACAGCAUCUGCAACGUCUGGGAGAGGAUGGCCAGCAUGCCACUGGGGGUCCUCCACCCUGCAGUCGCCGUGAAAGACCAAAGACUCUACCUUUUUGGGGGAGAGGACAUCAUGCAGAACCCUGUGCGCCUUAUCCAGGUUUAUCACAUUUCCAGAAACACGUGGUUCAAAAUGGAGACGAGAAUGAUCAAGAAUGUAUGUGCCCCUGCCGUGGUACUUGGGGAGCGGAUUGUCAUCGUGGGAGGUUACACAAGGAGGAUCCUUGCUUAUGACCCUCAGUCCAACAAAUUUGUCAAAUGCGCAGACAUGAAAGACCGGAGGAUGCACCACGGGGCCACGGUGAUGGGGAACAAGCUCUACGUGACGGGUGGGCGGCAUCUGACCACGGACUGUAGCAUCGAGGACUCGGCCUCCUUCGACUGCUACGACCCUGAGACCGACACCUGGACGUCCCAGGGGCAGCUGCCUCAUAAGCUCUUUGACCAUGGCUGCCUCACUCUCCGGUGCAUCCCUCACCCCUCCACCACCCCCUGAGGCCCACGAGAAACUGAGAAGUCAUCUGUCCUAGUCAAGAUGCUCUUGUUGCAAGAGAUAGAACGCAGCUCCAAAAAGCUUAACCCUGGAAGGGUGUAGGGAGAGCUCACAGAACUGAAAGUUCCAGAGCCUGGAGGCCUGGGACCAAGUAUACUGUUGACAGAACACUGUCUCUCUGUCUCCGUCUCUAUCUCUGUCUCUGCCCCUCUAUCUUUCCUCUCUCCCUUUCCCUCUCUCCCUCCCUCCUUCUCUACCUCAUCUCUGUUAGGCUCUACUCUACAAAUAAGCUUCUUCAUCCACACAGUGUGAGAACAAUGGCAACUGAUAAAUCCAGACCCACACUCUCUAGCUUGGCAUCUUCGGGAAGAACUUCACCAUUAUCCAUAUAGUAACUGCCUCCCAAAACGAUGCUGAUUGGCCCUUUUUGAACU
Molecule: messenger RNA, 2816 nt
Organism: Orcinus orca (killer whale)
Lineage: Eukaryota; Metazoa; Chordata; Mammalia; Artiodactyla; Delphinidae
Gene: KLHL38
Product: kelch like family member 38
Exons: 4
Coding region: 637-2385 (582 amino acids)
Molecular function (GO): protein binding
Source: RefSeq, a predicted model, not a curated record